AUGCAGCUUGGCAAGCCUUGUGUGUUCAAGAUCCAGAUUCGAUAUAGUGGUCCGUCUAUUCCUCGUUAUGUCAGGGAGAAGGUCAUGGAAAAUUGGGAACGAGCCAAGGAAUCGUGGAAUGAACUCCGAGAUACAAAGUCAGGAGACGAGCUAGAGUCCGAUCAGGCAGAAUUCCCAGAAUUCCACGAAGAACUCUGUCUCUUUUGCCGCCACAUGAGUUUAUCCUUUGACGAGAACAUGGCUCACAUGAAAUCAUGUCACAGCUUCACCAUCCCAAACCUGGAUAGCCGUGUCACUGAACCUAAAACUGUUGUGCGAUAUCUCCAUCGCAUCAUAUUCGGCUUCUACGAGUGUAUUUCCUGCGGCAAGCAACGUCACACGUUGGAAGGAAUCCAACAUCACAUGGCCGCCAAGAACCACUGUCAUUUCCAGAUGACACACGAGAUUCUGAGAUUCUGUGAGAACGAAGAUAAAGGCAGCGCUCAAGAAACUCAGAUCAUACGAUCAAUUCAAGUUUCCCAUAAAGACAAGGCUAUCAUUCAGAGUCCCACGCUGCAAAGAUCUGCCCAAGUUCUAAUGCGUGAGAGUACCGGGGAUGACCAUCAUAUCAACGAAAAGAAGCAAGAGGAAUGCUGUAUUGUCGAGAACUCACAGGACGUUGUCAUCGAGACUGAAACUCUCGAAACGCCAGGGGACCAAGUCGAAGCGACUCAACAGCUACACAGGGCUUUCCACGAAACCCCCCCAACGCACAGGUCCGAGAGGCGUACGUUUGGAUGA
This is a messenger RNA of Fusarium redolens, 780 nucleotides long. RefSeq names its product C2H2 type zinc-finger-domain-containing protein. NCBI's taxonomy places the organism in Eukaryota, Fungi, Ascomycota, Sordariomycetes, Hypocreales, Nectriaceae. The transcript has 2 exons. Gene Ontology annotation, biological process: ribosomal large subunit biogenesis. The record is from RefSeq and is a predicted model, not a curated record. The coding region runs from base 1 to 780 and encodes 259 amino acids. Gene Ontology annotation, cellular component: preribosome, large subunit precursor.